This is a messenger RNA of Colletotrichum graminicola M1.001, 1818 nucleotides long. RefSeq names its product endoplasmic Reticulum Oxidoreductin 1. Gene Ontology annotation, molecular function: FAD binding; protein-disulfide reductase activity; thiol oxidase activity. The coding region runs from base 1 to 1818 and encodes 605 amino acids. The transcript is spliced from 3 exons. Lineage: Eukaryota; Fungi; Ascomycota; Sordariomycetes; Glomerellales; Glomerellaceae. The record is from RefSeq and is a predicted model, not a curated record. Gene Ontology annotation, cellular component: endoplasmic reticulum membrane; endoplasmic reticulum. Gene Ontology annotation, biological process: protein folding in endoplasmic reticulum.
AUGAAGUCUGCAAGCAGACUAUUUUUCCUCUCAGUAUUUGCGCUCUGGGGCUCUCCAGUCCAAUGCGAGAGCGCCCAAGAUGAUUGUGCGAUCUCCCCCAAGGCUAUCGUGUCCGACGCAUGCGCCUCUUACUGGACCCUCGACAAGCUGAACACAAAGGUCAAGCCCCUCGUCGAUGACCUCACUAGAUCGACAGACUUCUUCUCACACUACCGACUAAAUCUUUUCCACACGAAAUGCCCCUUCUGGAACGACGAAAAUGGCAUGUGCGGCAACAUUGCCUGCGCUGUCGAGACACUCGACAAUGAGGAAGACAUUCCCAAGGUAUGGAGAGCAAGCGAGUUGGGAAAGCUGGAGGGUCCGCUGGCGAAACAUCCCCCAAGGAUGGUGCAACACGAACGUCCCGAGCGCCCCCUGCAGGGAAAGCUGGGCGAGGGGGUCGGCGAGAGCUGCGUAGUGGAAUAUGACGACGAAUGCGACGAGCGAGACUAUUGCGUGCCCGAAGACGAGAGCGCGAGCUCUAAGGGAGACUACGUGAGCCUUCUCCGUAAUCCCGAGCGUUUCACCGGGUACGGUGGCUUCGGCGCCGCCCAGGUCUGGGACGCCAUUUACCGCGAGAACUGCUUCCAGAAGAGCUCUUUCCCACACUCAGCAUCCCUGGGGCAGUCACAGGCCACUCACAAGGGCCCCGCUGCUCAAGACUUGCGUCAGGUUCUCGAGUCGGUCGGGCGACAGCAGGCACUCGAGCAGAUGCGCGAGACACAGCCCAACGCCCCGUUCGUGGCUCAGACCGGUCUCGAGGUUGAGGACGAGUGCCUCGAGAAGCGCGUCUUCUAUCGCGUCAUCUCGGGCAUGCAUGCAAGUAUCAGCACCCACCUCUGCUGGGACUUCCUUAACCAGACCACCGGCCAGUGGCAGCCCAACGUGGCCUGCUACCGGGCCCGGCUGCACACCCAUCCGGAGCGCAUCAGCAACCUGUACUUCAAUUACGCCCUCGUCACCCGCGCUGUCGCCAAGCUGGGGCCCUACCUCCAGGGCCGUGACUACACCUUCUGUUCGGGCGACAUGGACCAGGACGCCGCGACGCGGGCCAAAGUCCUCGAGGUGACGGAGGCUGCAGCCAGCGUGCCCCAGAUCUUCGACGAGAGUCUCAUGUUCAAGAAUGGGGAGGGCCCAUCGCUCAAGGAAGACUUUCGAAACCGCUUCCGUAACGUCAGCCGUGUCAUGGACUGCGUUGGCUGUGACAAGUGCCGCCUCUGGGGAAAGCUGCAGACCGCCGGCUACGGCACUGCGCUCAAGGUCCUCUUCGAGUUCGACAACGCUAGCGAGGACAUCCCCGUGCUAAAGCGCACCGAGCUCGUUGCCCUCUUCAACACCUACGCCCGUAUCAGCAGCUCCAUCAAUGCUAUCAACAAGUUUCGCGCCAUGGUCGACUCUGAGGAGGCCCUCGCCGCUGCGUCUGCCGCUGCUCCCGAAUUUCCCGAAUUUAUCCCUGAAGGCAUCCCCGAUCGGGCGAAGAAGCCGCACCACGUGGUAACGUCGCCCGAGACAGAGCCCGAGAAGAAGCAGGAGAACCCGCAAGACGAGCACAGCGAAAAAGCGCCGAGACACGAAGAAACCUUCAUGGAAGAGCUUGAACUAGAAGUUGGGCGCGUAAUCAAGGCCUUCAAGUUCGUCAUCAGCCGCUGGCUCGCAUUCCCCAAAACCUUCGUCAACGUAGUGGCUAUCGAGCUUGUCCGAUUUUACCAGUUCUUCGUGGGCCUGCCCUUGAUUGAGCGGAACUGGAGCUUCGAACGACCCAACCUGGAUGAACUCUGA